GCCACGACAUCGAACACAGCAACCGCCACAGAAUAAUUGCGUGCCGCCGCUCGAGGUGCAGGGAUGCUCGCGGCACAAUUGCUUGACUUCGACUGCAGCAGCUGCUGGUCAUAGGAUGCACUGCAUUCACCUUAUCUCGAACCGCAACCCGCCAAUAAACGAUCAUGCGCGGGUUAGGGAGUGUUUGCCUGCGAUGUCGGGUCAGGCUGCUCAUCGCAUCCCAAGCUCGAGCGCGCCGCGGAAUAUCGAGUCACUGCGGCACUGCGGUUGCUGAAAAUGAUCAGCGUGACGGUCAGGUGCAGGACGAAGGCCAGGUUAGUCCCGCGACGCCUAUGCCUCGGGGCCCUUCGGGCGAUGCGCAACCCACUGCGCCGACACAGCCCCCUCGACACGUCCCGUCGUCUCGCCAGUCCUCGUCUCUUGCCAUGUUCCAGAGCAUCGUGAAGAGCCAGGCCGAGGCGCCUUCCAUGUCUGGGGUCCAGGGACCCGGGACGGUCGGCAUCGAGCUGGUGACAGAUGUGGCGAAGAUACAAAUAAUGCUGGAGCGGGAAGGCGCCUCGAUCGCCGCGGCAUACUCGUAUUUCGAAGAGACCGUAUAUCCUCAGAUCGUCAAGCCCGGCACCGUUGUUCCCCAGAUUGUAAAGAACCAGAUUGCCGGGGUCCUCCUGAACCCGCUGGCUCUCCAGAAGCCGCAGGAUUUCGACCUGGACCGUCUUCCAAGCGUUUCCCGUAUCACGGAGAUCAUGAUCGCGCUUGAUGUCCUCAAGCCUUCCGCCUGGGCUACGCUGGUGAUCGAGUUGGUCCAGCACAUCUACCGGCAGAAGACGGACCCCGACGCCUACAGCUCAGUGAAAGAUUACGAGAACGCCAUGGCGCGACGAGAUGCUCUGUUGCGCGAUCUGCUGGGGUCCUGGAGGGUCUUCUGCGAGCAAAGAGCACCCGCCCAAGGCGGUUUCUCACCCAAGCCCCGAGGGUCGGACCACCUCAAAGCUAAGGCCUUCCGUGGAGAUGGAAAGCCGCAGCAGCGGCCUCACCUACAAGAGGCAUUCGGAGCCAUGUUCCCCCAAUACAUGCUCCCGACUCUGACCCGGCCAACUUUCGCAGCCUUUGCAACCUAUAAGCUGUUGACGGAUCCCGUGAAUCGCUCCCGGUCCGUGAAGGGAGAGGCUGCGCCGUUCCUCCAGAUGAUGAAGGGUCUCAUUUUCCAAGCGCGGCCACCGCGUCGCAACGACUUCGGGGCGAUAUUCGACACUUUCCCGGAUCUCCCACGGUUCAUGUGGCCGACAAGGCAGGGAAACAAUGACGGCAACGCCUUUAUGGAUUCCGCUUCGGUCUUUGGAGAUGAAUCGGAACAGCUGACGGUAACUGUCCAUCGGCAGCUGGGGGACGCGAUCAAGGGCAGGAAUCUGGGACUGGUGAACAAGGCAUGGCAGGAGUUCUGGGGGAAGGCGCCCGUGCCCGAUGCUGGGCGCAUCGCGGAGCUUGCCAAGCACCCGGAUAUGUUCGACUACUUUAUCCUAGCCUACACCAUGAUGCGGCGGUUCCGCGAGGCCACCGGAGUGUGGAACAGCAUGGAGCGUAUCGGCAUCAAAGCGACCAUCAAGACAUGGAACUCGAUGCUGCAAGGCUGCGUCAAGGCCAACAACGCCCCCGGCAUCAAGACGGUCUGGGACAAGCUGAUAAGAUCGGGCGCCAAGCUGGACAUUGCUAUCUGGACGGCACGCAUACAUGGACUCUUUGUCUGCGGCGAACCACAGGCCGGCCUCCGCGCGCUCGACGAGAUGGCCAAGAUCUGGGCAGCGCGUCAUGACCCCCAAUACGCCGCCAUGGCGGUGCAACCCACGGUCGAGCCCGUCAAUGCGGCGCUCGCCGGGCUCCUCCGCCUCAAACGCGACGGCGACGCCACCAAGGUGCUGUCCUGGGCCGCCAAGCACGGCAUCGACCCGGACAUCUACACGUUCAACACCCUCCUCCGCCCGCUCGUCCGCCGCGGCGACAUGAAGGGCAUCGACGAGAUCUUCGACACGAUGCGCAGCAUCAACAUCCGCGCCGACGUGGCCACCUUCACCGUCCUGCUGGAAGGCACCCUCAACCACAUCGGCGACCUCGCGCCCGAGCAGCAGGUCGCGCUGGUCGAGCGCGUUCUCUCAGCCAUGAGAUCGGCGGGCAUUGAGAUCAACAUGCAGACGUACGCCAAGAUCCUCCACCUCCUCCUGCGCGAGGGCGACCGCGCGGGCGAGCCGGUCAAGGCGGUCCUCGGCCACAUCUGGCGGCGCGGACUCGAGCUGUCGUCGCACAUCUACACGAUGCUGGCGGAGCACUACUUCUCGCUCGACCCGCCCGACGCGGCGGCGGUGACGGCGCUGAUCGAGAACCGGCGCCUGCACGAGAACCGGGGCAUCGACCGCGUCUUCUGGGAGCGCGUCAUCAAGGGCUACGCGCAGGCCGGGGAGCUGCAGCGCGCGCUGAGGAUCUUCGACCGCGUCUUUGUCAGCGGUACCACCAUCACGCUGGCAACGCUACACGAGCUGCUGAAGCCCUUGGUGGCGGUGGGCGACGUGGCCGCCGCGGAACGGCUGGUCGAGGCGGCGAGGAAAAUCGGAAGGGCGGACGGGGAUGCCACGGGUGUUACGGGUAUUGGGGGGGCUGAGGGCCGGCGGUUCUGGCGCCAUCGGUUCUGGCACCUGGCGUACGAGGCAGGCCUGAUGGGUGAGCAGCUGGCGGAGAGGUUUCGCGAGGCGAACGCGGGCCCGCUGUGAUGGGGGGCAAAGAGGGCGUAAAAGUCCAGAAAAAGAACAUGUUGAAACUUGAUGGGGUUUGCGUCGGUCCGCGGCCAUCGAUAUAUUUUUACCUUGCCAGUCCGGUUUUCAGAUCCCUGAAGAUGGAAGCCGUCGUCGCGAAGUGUGGUUGUUGUAUCAACAACUUAAUAGAUGCGAAGCGGAUCAUUUUGUCGAUUAAGCUUCAUCUACUAACGUUUUACCUUUUACCUGACCAAGGGCCUCGUCCCCCUGCAGGGUCGAGGUACUCAUCCGACUCAUUAGCCCAUUCCAUCA
Messenger RNA from Chaetomium strumarium, 3053 nucleotides. RefSeq lists its product as uncharacterized. The record is from RefSeq and is a predicted model, not a curated record. The transcript has a single exon. NCBI's taxonomy places the organism in Eukaryota, Fungi, Ascomycota, Sordariomycetes, Sordariales, Chaetomiaceae. Bases 165 to 2759 code for a protein of 864 amino acids. Gene Ontology annotation, molecular function: protein binding.